Molecule: messenger RNA, 1430 nt
Organism: Labrus mixtus (cuckoo wrasse)
Lineage: Eukaryota; Metazoa; Chordata; Actinopteri; Labriformes; Labridae
Product: dehydrogenase/reductase SDR family member 12-like
Exons: 10
Coding region: 1-1221 (406 amino acids)
Source: RefSeq, a predicted model, not a curated record
AUGAGCACAUCAAUGUUUAACUUUGGUCACUUGACUGUAACUGAGCGUUCAUGUUUUGGGUGUUAUUCCCACGAAGCGUCGGCAGGGAGCAGCAAGCUCAGUCUCUCUUACUGUUUCUGCCUGUUUUUGAAUGGGAUAGUGAUCUGUUACAAUAGUUUAAAGGACAGGACGAGCCGAGGCACUUCCACAGAUUGUUUUUCACUUGAUGUCAUGUCUCUGUACCGGAAUACAGUCUGGUUUUUGACCGGGAUCCACCAAUUUACAAGGAAGGGAUAUGAAGCGGCAGCGACACACUUUGAGCCCCAAGACCUGAACGUGUCGGUUGUGGGGAGGUCUUUUAUGAUCACCGGAGCAAACAGUGGAAUUGGCAAAGCAACAGCCAUGGCUAUAGCAAAGAGAGGUGGGACCGUCCACAUGGUGUGCAGGAACAGUGAUAAAGCAGAGGAGGCAAGGGAGGACAUCAUCCAUGAGUCUGGGAAUACAGAAGUGCAUGUCCAUAUUUUGGACAUGUCAGAGACUGGCAAAGUCUGGGAAUUUGGAGAGGCCUUCAAGAUGCAGUACCCAUCCUUGAAUGUGUUGAUAAACAAUGCGGGGUGCAUGGUUCACAAGAGGGAGCUGACUACGGAGGGACUUGAGAAGAACUUCGCUACUAACACGAUGGGGACGUACAUCCUCACCCAAACUCUGAUACCACUUCUAGAGAAGAGCCGAGAUCCUAGAGUGAUCACUGUGUCAUCAGGAGGCAUGCUGGUCCAGAAGCUCAGAGUCGAUGACUUGCAGUCAGAGAAGGCCCACUUUGAUGGCGUCAUGGCCUAUGCCCAGAACAAGAGACAGCAGGUGGUGCUGACACGACAGUGGGCUAAAGCCAAUCCCAACAUUCACUUCUCUGUGAUGCAUCCAGGCUGGGUGGAUACACCAGCUGUUGCCUCUUCCAUGCCUCAGUUCCACAAGAUGAUGGGGGAUAGGCUUCGUAGUGUCGAGCAGGGAGCGGACACGGUGGUGUGGCUGGCUUUAUGUCGAGCCUCUGCCCGAUCACGCAGCGGGCAGUUCUUUCAAGAUCGUUGCCCGAUUCCUGCCCACCUGCGUCUGGCCUGGACUCGCAGUUCUGCUGAAGCGAUUCAAAGUUUCAUGAGUCAGCUGGAAACGUUGGCCAAAGACAUUCUGUCGAAAGCUGAGGAAGAGCACAGAUCCAUGAGCUCCUUCAGACCACAGUACGACUGAAAAAUGACAGCAAAUGGUUCAUUCAGGUAGCCUAUUCGUUUGAACUCAUCAAUUUCUGUUGAGAAAUGUGUGACAUUUGUAGAAUGUGCCUUUUUGUCAUUUUAUUGGGAAGAUAGGACAGUGGAUAAAGUCAAAAAUUGGAGAGUUGAGAAUGACAUAGGAAAGUAGCUGGAGGUUGGAUUAGAACCUGGGCCGCCCCUUUCGAGGAC